Molecule: messenger RNA, 5703 nt
Organism: Anopheles gambiae (African malaria mosquito)
Lineage: Eukaryota; Metazoa; Arthropoda; Insecta; Diptera; Culicidae
Gene: TrpA1
Product: transient receptor potential cation channel subfamily A member 1
Exons: 13
Coding region: 1670-5293 (1207 amino acids)
Biological process (GO): monoatomic ion transport; transmembrane transport
Cellular component (GO): membrane
Molecular function (GO): protein binding; monoatomic ion channel activity
Source: RefSeq, a predicted model, not a curated record
CGCUGGGUGGUGUGGCCUCAGUCUAGUGUUGUCCGCGAUCUUAGCCGAUGUGUUUGAUAAGGAAGUGAAAAUUCGGAAUCAUUCGUGUGUAACGGUUUAUUACUUAAAGGAUCAAACCAUCGCACAUCUUAUUCAGUGUGGCAGUAGUGGCAAAUAUCAACAUUUUCAAUGGAAGUGUUAUGUUGUGAUAUAUGUCCUGUGUUUGAAAUGAAAGUAAUAAACUUCGUGUUUUGUACUGAAAUGAACCAGCUAAAAUCAAGCGAAAUGGGGCAAUAAAGAUUAGCAGUUUUUCACAUGCGAUGAGCUUUUACGACUCCCAUCCAUAAUCCCUACAAGCUAAUAUGUGGAAUAAAUAAAAAGUGCGUUUAUCUUUGCGUUAAUGCUACGAAUAAUACUACGAAUCAAUAAUUUUGAAUGCAGGAAGUACAAUUCAGGAAGUUAUGUGUUUUAGAAAAUUUCGAAGUAAAAUGAAUUUCAUGAAAUGUAAUAAUGUAUAGUCCUUUUUUACAAUUUAUCAUUUUAUUUUCAUUUUUAAAUUUUUAUACUUUUUAAUGUUUUAUAUUUCAUAUCCAUUGGAAUUUCAUGACUAUUUCAACAUAAUUUAUUUUUUUUUAUUUUAUAUAGUUGAGUGUAAAUAAAGGAACUGUACAAUUUACUUCUAAACAUAAUAAAUAGUUUCAAAGUGUUUAAAACAUUUUCCUUAAAAAAUAUUUGCUAGUCUUUUUAUUUAAAACAUUUUCCUAAAAAAAAUCUUUGCUAGUCUUAUCAGUUUUUUUUAUCAACUAUUAUUGAAACUUUGAUAAUGUGAACCUAACUUUUAAUUCUGACUUUUUAAAUUGAUUUAAUUAAUUGUCACUAUCCGGAAAGUUCGAGCGCAGCUUCGUAUAGUAAAUGACAAUUCGUUAAUUGAGCUUGAUGAAUUAGAUUGACGGAUACAGGAAAUUUGGCGAUGUUAAGUUACAACUUUGUUCGUAGGUAUACCAAAUAGAUGAUAGAUCAAUUACCAAACAUGUAACAUAGUGGUCGCUUACGAUUUAUAGCAAUAGCAAUAAGUUGAUUACGGCUUUCAAGAGAAUACAAAACCUCCAUAAUUGGCGUAAAGUUAAAAUAGCAGCGGUAAUAAGUACUUAACUAGAGGCGGUGCGAUAGUCUAUCCGGCAAACAAACCGUAUUUACACGGCCUUAUCUCUUACCUACGACUAACUUAAUUCGGUGAAAUUGUGUUAGCCUUUUGUGACUCUAAUCUUCGUAGUACUUUUAAGAAUAGUUACUCAGUGUCAAAACUUAGAUAAACAUAAUACUUUAAAACAAAACAUACUUUAAGCUUACAUAAGUAACAUAAGAUGUUUCACAAAUCAACGAAGUACAACAGUAACGCAGUACAACGAAAAGUUACUUAAAACAUUAAACAGAGUUUUGUUUGAACACGCGUGGAGCUCGAUCUCAACAGUACCAUUAUACCCAGUGCCAAUUUAUUCCAGAUUUACGAAUAUUAAUGUCGUCUGUUUGUGGAGCUGUGAUCUAAAAAAUCCUUCAUCGAUCAACACAGCUUACUUAGAGCUCUAGUACUGCAGUGUAUCCUUGUUCAAGUGCUUACCGGAAUCACUGUAGGUUUCAGCGAGUAUUUGAACCCAUCAUCCUAUACUACACUUCAAGUGCAGCUAAUCUGAUGUUAUCUGUUGCUAUGUAUACACGCAAAUCUCUACGACAUAUGUGGCGCAACUGUGCACAACGGAACGGGUUCACGAUCGCAACACCACUGAAAAUACCCGUCAACUGGAGCCGAGUACUGCGCCUUCAAGGAAGCGCACGCAUUAAUGCGGAGGAAGUAUUGCAGGCGGCAGAAGCCGGUAAUCUAGAGGAAUUCAUACGCCUGUAUGAAGGGGACAAUAACCGACUUUCGGUGAAGGAUAGCAAGGGACGCACGGCUGCCCAUCAGGCGGCUGCACGGAAUCGAGUUAACAUCCUUACCUUCAUACACGGCCAAGGCGGAAACUUGAAUGCACAGGACAUGGUUGGAAACACACCGCUUCAUACGGCAGUCGAAAACGAUUCGUUGGAUGCGCUGGAAUUUCUGUUGAAAAUUCCGGUGGCAACGAAUGUGCUGAACGAAAAGAAGCUCGCUCCAGUGCAUCUAGCUACUGAGCAGAACAAAGUGCACGCUCUGCAGGUGAUGGGUAAAUAUCGAGAAGUAAUCGACAUACAGCAGGGCGGAGAACACGGUAGAACGGCCUUGCAUUUGGCGGCCAUUUACGACAACGAAGAGUGUGCUAGAAUAUUGAUAUCCGAGUUUGGAGCGUGUCCAAGGAAACCCUGCAACAACGGAUACUACCCAAUACACGAGGCCGCUAAAAACGCCAGCUCCAAAACGAUGGAGGUCUUCUUCCAGUGGGGUGAAUCUAAGGGUUGUACCAGGGAGGAGAUGAUUUCCUUCUACGACUCGGAAGGCAACGUGCCGCUACAUUCGGCCGUGCACGGUGGCGACAUUAAGGCGGUGGAGCUGUGUCUUAAAUCUGGUGCAAAAAUUUCGACGCAACAGCACGACCUCUCAACGCCGGUUCAUCUGGCGGCUGCCCAAGGGGCGAUCGAGAUAGUGAAGCUCAUGUUUCGUAUGCAACCACUCGAGAAGCGUAUCAGUUUGAACUGCACCGACAUCCAGAAGAUGACUCCGUUACACUGUGCCGCCAUGUUUGACCAUCCGGAAAUUGUCGAGUAUCUGGUGAAGGAGGGUGCCGAUAUCAAUGCGAUGGAUAAGGAGAAGCGCUCACCCUUGCUGCUGUCCUCGUCACGCGGUGGCUGGCGCACCGUGAUGGCCUUGAUUAGGCUGGGCGCAAACAUUAGCCUAAAGGACGCCAACUCCCGGAACGUUCUACAUCUGGUCAUUAUGAACGGUGGGUGUUUGGACGAGUUUGCGAAAGAGGUUUGUCGCACACAGUCCGAGAUUUACCUGUUGCAGCUGCUGAACGAGAAGGACGACGCCGGUUGUUCGCCGCUGCACUACGCUAGCCGCGAAGGCCACAUACGAUCGCUGGAGAACCUGAUCCGGCUAGGAGCGUGCAUUAAUCUUAAGAACAAUAACAACGAGAGCCCACUGCACUUUGCAGCGCGCUACGGACGAUACAACACCGUACGCCAGCUGCUCGACUCCGAAAAGGGGACGUUUAUCAUCAACGAAAGCGAUGGCGAAGGACUCACCCCGUUGCAUAUUGCGUCGCAGCAGGGUCACACAAGGGUCGUUCAGCUUUUGCUGAAUCGAGGAGCACUGCUACACCGAGACCACAAUGGACGCAAUCCACUUCAUCUGGCUGCAAUGUCUGGUUACAGGCAGACGAUCGAGCUGCUGCAUUCCGUCCAUUCGCACCUGUUGGAUCAGGUCGACAAAGACGGGAAUACAGCGCUGCAUUUGGCGACGAUGGAGAAUAAACCAAAUGCGGUGAUACUACUGCUAAGUCUUGGCUGUAAACUGCUACACAAUUAUAUGGACAUGAGCGCUAUCGAUUAUGCGAUUUAUUACAAGUAUCCCGAAGCGGCCCUGGCUAUGGCAACUCACGAGGAGCGCUCCAGCGAGGUGAUGGCACUCAAAUCGGACAAACAUCCGUGCGUAACGCUCGCACUGAUCGCUUCGAUGCCGCGUGUUUUUGAAGCCGUACAGGACAAUUGCAUCACCAAGGCUAACUGCAAGAAGGACUCGAAAAGCUUCUACAUCAAAUAUUCAUUUCACGCGUACCAAAAGUCGCAAGAGGGCAUUGCCGAAAUGCGGAAAACUUUGAACGAUCCCAAAUGGCGCCCACAACCUUUGCAUGUUGUUAAUGCCAUGGUGGCACACGGUCGUGUGGAGCUGCUGGCCCAUCCCCUCAGUCAAAAGUACUUGCAAAUGAAGUGGAACUCCUACGGCAAAUACUUUCACCUAGCCAACUUGCUGUUCUACAGUGUGUUUUUGUUUUUCGUGACACUGUUCACGUCCCAGCUGAUGCGCAACGCUACUCCUAUCGGACAUACGGAUGGAAAUCACACACAAGCAGCAGGUACACCGGUGGACAGUGGGCAACAUAUACUGGCACUUCGCUCAACAAUAGCCCGUUCGAAGGGAUACAAUUUGGGUACCGUGGCUAAUAUGAGCUCCUCCGUAGCCCCACCUACGAUUGAAGAACAGAUGGAAGUCACCACCACGACGCUUGUCUCCGGGAUCGGUAUAAUUAUCUAUAUUGUCGUCAAUGCUUUGCGUGAGCUGGUGCAGGUUUACCAACAAAAGUGGCACUACUUACUCGAGCCGAACAACUUCAUCUCGUGGAUACUGUAUACGUCUGCACUGAUUAUGAUUUGGCCCAUGUUUUCUAGUGGGAUGUGCUUCAGUAUCAACUAUUCGGCGGCAUCAAUAACUGUCUUUCUGUCAUGGUUCAAUUUGCUGUUGUUUCUCCAACGAUUUGACCAGAUUGGUAUAUACGUGGUCAUGUUUCUGGAAAUCCUUCAAACGCUUAUCAAGGUCUUGAUUGUGUUCAGCAUUUUGAUCAUCGCAUUUGGGUUGGCGUUUUACAUUUUGCUGUCGAAGGUGUCUGAGCCUCAAGUGAAUCAUCUGUCCUUCUCAUCGAUACCUAUGUCUCUGGUGCGGACCUUUUCGAUGAUGCUGGGUGAGAUGGAUUUCGUCGGCACGUACGUGCAACCGUACCACGUGGGAGAUCUACCCUUUCCUUUCCCUUCGUUUGUUAUACUCUGUUUGUUCAUGAUCCUUAUGCCGAUUCUGUUGAUGAAUCUGUUGAUCGGUUUGGCGGUCGGUGACAUCGAAUCGGUUCGCCGCAAUGCCCAACUCAAGCGGCUUGCCAUGCAGGUGGUACUGCACACGGAGCUGGAACGCAAACUGCCCCAGAUGUGGCUCGAGAUGGUUGACAAGAUGGAGCUGAUCGAGUAUCCGAAUGAGAAAAAGUGUAAACUUGGCUUCCUCGAUUCCGUCCUGCGUAAGUGGUUCUGCAAUCCUUUCACGGAUGAUUACAAAGGUGGUAUCGAUUACGUACUGGAAAACACGGAAGACUACGUAGCGGUUGAGUUGGAGAAGCAGAAACGAAAACUGCGUGACAUUGGUACAGCCCUGGAUGCACAACAUCAAUUGCUUCGGUUGAUCGUACAGAAAAUGGAGAUAAAAACCGAAGCAGAUGACGUUGAUGAAGGUGUCUCGACAAGCGAUCUGAAGGCGUCCAGCGGGCUAUUGACCGGGACUCGAUCAUCGCGCUGGUCAUCGCCGAGAAUACGCAAGAAACUAGGUGCCACCCUCAGCUUCAACAAAUCUAUUGGCAAGUGAACGCAUCUAAAGUGAAGUUCAUAGUCAAUUGUUCGCUCAACUGCUGAUGCAUCUUGAGAGCCGCAAUGAAUAUGAACCUAACUGGGCGGUUUUCAUAACCGUUUCAUUUCAAACUAAUCAUAAAAAGAAUACACAGAGCUUGUACGCGCGUGUUUGUGUGUAUGUGUACGCGUGUGUGCGUAUGUAGAUAUGUAACAUUAUCAUUUCAGCAUCCAUGUUUAUGUGUAAUGAAACUGGCAGAAACGAAUUGUAUGCAUAGACCACAAAAUGAUGUAUUUUUAUUGAAGAUACUAUUUUUACCCCUUUUACUACAGUAACGUUUGCACGCGGCACAUUGAUGUUGUUAGUAGAGCUACUAUAUUAUAAAUGUGAUGAAAAUAAAUAAAAACAUGAGUUAGCGCUACAAAUAA